UAAAGGGCGGGGCCGGGGCCACGGGAGAUCCUGCGCGCGCACAGAGGAGCACGAGGCAGCCGCAUCUCCGCCCGCUGCGACACCCGGACGCCCGACACACCCGCCGCCCUCCGCCGACAUGUCCUGGGACGAUUACGUAAAGAGUAUGGUUGGACCCGAUUGCCAGGACGCCGCCAUCUACGGCCAGAACCCGCCCUGUGUCUGGGCCUGCCAUCCGGGCGGCAUAUUCUCCAAAAUCACGCCGGUGCAGAUCCAGGAGCUGCUGAGCGCAGACCGCAAUCCGCUCUUCAUAAAUGGCGUCUGCCUCGGCACCCAGAAGUGCAGUUUGAUCAGGGACGCCUUACACUCUCCAGACUCCUACAUGAUGGACCUCAGGACGAAGGCGGCAGAGGGGCCUACGUUUAACAUAGCCAUAUGCAAAACUAAUUCAGCUCUGAUCUUCGCAAUGGGCGCUGAAGGCGUCUAUGGGGGAGCGAUCCAUACUAAAACGCACGAUGUGGGAAAGUACCUGAGAGAUCAGAAUUGCUGAUUCCCCCCCCCCCCCCCCCUCCACAGCCCAGACCCCUUCACCCGUUCCAGCUGCCAACAUUGGACCAACCCACUGAUUCAUUUGCCCCUUUUCCGCCUUUGUUUUUUGAUCACUGUUUUGCUGCCCCCUGGUCACCAGAAUGAACCAACUUUUUUUUUUUUUUUUUUCCAAGAAACAAUUUAUAUCUGAUUUAAGAAUAAAAAAAAAUCUAUUA
Molecule: messenger RNA, 743 nt
Organism: Pseudophryne corroboree (corroboree frog)
Lineage: Eukaryota; Metazoa; Chordata; Amphibia; Anura; Myobatrachidae
Product: profilin-1-like
Exons: 3
Coding region: 119-529 (136 amino acids)
Biological process (GO): regulation of actin filament polymerization; positive regulation of actin filament bundle assembly; actin cytoskeleton organization
Cellular component (GO): cytoplasm
Molecular function (GO): actin binding
Source: RefSeq, a predicted model, not a curated record